UCCACUUUAAAGGGAAGGGGGAGGACCGCGGGCCAGUCCCGGAGAAACAGACGGAUCAGAGAUCGCCAAACAUUUACCCUCUCCGCUGAGAUAGAGCGAGGGCAGAGGAGGAAAAAAAGGGAGAACUCCGAGCCGUCCAUGCACGGCACACAGAAAACGCAUAGAAGAACCGUCUGACGGCUUUCGUACUUUGUUACAUAUUUUGCUUGCGCGUGAGUGCAUGAGGAUCGGGGAAAAGGGUCUAUGAUAAUCUCGAUCUGCGGCUAGAAGUUUGUUUGGUGGGAAAGCGGGCUUGUAGAGAAAGCCCUACGGUGUCGGCAAAAGAUGGUUUGGAACAUCGCUUUGGGCAAAGGGUUCGUGUGCGUCCUCGCGCUGUGGCUUGGAUUUACGUUGCCUCUGUGCAAAGCUCGGAUUUACACUAACCACUGGGCUGUGCGGAUAGCCGGGGGUCCCGAAUUUGCAGAUGGGAUAGCGAGCAAAUAUGGCUAUAAAAACAUGGGACAGAUUGGCGAUCUGAAGGACUACUACCACUUCUUCCACAGCCGGACGAUAAAACGCUCAACCCUGUCCAGCCGUGGGAGGCACAGCUUCAUCUCCAUGGAGCCCAAGGUCGAGUGGAUCCAGCAGCAGGUGGUGAAGAGGAGGAUAAAGAGGGAUUAUAACACCGCCCCGCCCAGCCCGCCCCAAUCCAUUUACUUCAACGACGCCAAGUGGACCAGCAUGUGGUACAUUCACUGCAACGAUGACAUCCACAACUGCCAGUCGGACAUGAACGUCGUCGGGGCGUGGAAAAGGGGCUACACCGGGAAGGACGUUGUGGUCACCAUCUUGGACGACGGCAUCGAGAGGAACCACCCGGACCUGGUGCUGAAUUACGAUACGCAGGCCAGCUAUGAUGUCAACGGGAACGACCUGGAUCCCAUGCCUCGAUACGAUGCCAGCAACGAGAACAAGCAUGGUACACGGUGUGCAGGUGAGGUGGCAGCAUCUGCAAAUAAUUCUCACUGCACUGUCGGGAUCGCAUAUAAUGCCAAGAUUGGGGGAGUGCGCAUGCUGGACGGGGACGUGACGGACAUGGUGGAGGCGAAGUCCCUGAGUCUGCAGCCGCAGCACAUCGACAUCUACAGCGCCAGCUGGGGCCCGGACGACGACGGCAAGACUGUGGACGGCCCCGCCUCGCUCGCUCGCCAGGCCUUCGAGAACGGCAUCCGCCAGGGCAGGAAGGGGCGCGGCUCCAUCUUCGUGUGGGCGUCGGGUAACGGCGGACGCAGCCGGGACCACUGCUCCUGCGACGGCUACACCAACAGCAUCUACACCAUCUCCAUCAGCAGCACGGCCGAGAGCGGCAAGAAGCCCUGGUACCUGGAGGAGUGCGCCUCCACCCUCAGCACCACCUACAGCAGCGGGGAGAACUACGACCGCAAGAUCAUAACCACAGACCUGCGACAGCGCUGUACAGACAGUCACACCGGAACCUCGGCGUCCGCCCCAAUGGCUGCUGGGAUCAUCGCCCUCACUCUGGAGGCAAAUCCCCUACUUACCUGGCGAGAUGUUCAGCACAUCAUCGUGAAAACUUCCCGUGCUGGCCACCUGAAUGCACCUGACUGGAAGACCAACGCUGCAGGAUACAACGUCAGUCACCUGUACGGCUUUGGCCUGAUGGAUGCGGAGGCGAUGGUGAAAGAGGCGGAGAGGUGGAAGCAGGUUCCAUCCCAGCACAUCUGCGUCGAGAGCGCUGACCGGCAGAUCAGAACUAUCCGCCCAGAGCACGUGGUCAGGUCGGUGUAUAAGGCGACGGGCUGCACCGAUAACGCCAACCACCACGUCAUCUACCUGGAGCAUGUUGUAGUGAGAAUCACCAUCACACACCCCCGCCGAGGAGACCUGUCAAUCAACCUCACCUCGCCCUCCGGAACAAAGUCACAGCUCCUUGCCAACAGGCUGUUUGAUCACUCUAUGGAGGGCUUUAAGAACUGGGAGUUUAUGACGACCCACUGCUGGGGGGAGAAGGCAGCAGGUGAUUGGAUCCUGGAGAUCUACGACUCCCCCUCCCAACUGAGGAGCCAGAAGGUUCCAGGGAAGCUGAAGGAGUGGUCUCUGGUGCUGUAUGGGACGUCGAUGCACCCUUACUCCACGUCCCUGCGCUACGACAAGCCCCGCUCCGCUGAGCCCCCCACCGACGACGAAUUCCCCGAGGAGUACAGCGGCCCCUGUGAUGCAGAGUGUAACGAGAACGGCUGCGAAGGCCCCGGACCCCACAACUGCAUCAACUGCCUGCACUACUUCCUCAAGUUCAAGAACAACACCAGGACCUGUGUGUCGGAAUGCCCUUCCGGAUUUUUCCGUGACGAUAAGAAGCGGUGUAAGAAGUGUAACUCCAUGUGCGAGACGUGCGUGGGCAGCCGUCAGGACCAGUGCACGUCCUGUAAAUCCGGCUUCCAUCUGAACGAGGGGAUUAAUUCCUGCAUCUCCAGCUGUGGACUGAGCCACUACCUCGACCACGAUGGAAACGUGUGUCGGAAAUGUGGGGAGAACUGCCGAAAGUGCACCUCGUCUGCAGUCUGCUCCGAGUGCCAGCCAGGAAUGACUCUGCAGGGUAAUAAGUGUCUGAUGAGCUGUGAGGAGGGGACGUACUACAACGGGCACAGGAGGACGUGCGAGCCCUGCCACCGGGCGUGCGCCACCUGCGCAGGCACAGGCAUGGAGGCGUGUAAUAAGUGUGCGGAGAACUACUACGCCGAGGAGUGGAAGUGUGUGCAGAGCUGCAGCGCCGGGUUCUACCUGAGCGAGCAGAACCCCGACGGCGCGGAACCGCAGAAGGUCUGCAAGAGGUGUGACGGCAGCUGCUACACGUGCACGGGCCCCGGAGAGAGCAACUGCAGCACCUGCAUCAGCGGCUACAACCUGGAGUCCGGCAUGUGCGUGGUCAGCACCAUCUGCAAAGAUGGUGAGUAUCUGACAGAACGGGGAAAGUGUCACCUGUGUGCCGCAACGUGUUCCAAGUGCACGGGCCCGGAGGACACAGACUGCAUCAGCUGCGGAAUCACCAGGUACUUCGACGAGGGCAGCUGCGGGUUAGAGUGUUCCCCGAGGAAGUACGAGCUCGACGGGCAGUGCCACCUGUGCCACCACACCUGCGCAGAAUGCGACGACGGUGGUCCUGACAACUGCACCAGCUGCGACAAAGAUAAAUUUGGGGAGGACCGGUACCUGUUCCAGCAGCAGUGCCGGGACGCCUGCCCGGAGGCGCACUACCACUCCCAGCAGCACACCUGUGAGCCCUGCGGAGACAAGUGUAAGGUCUGCACCUCCGCCCUCACCUGCAUCACCUGCGCCCCCUCCUUCUACCCCAACAAAGGGGCCUGCACCCGCUUGGACUGCGGAGAGGGUGAGGUAGAGGACCCGGUGUAUGAUGACUGUUUGCCCUGCGAGGAGGGGUGUAAGAAGUGCUUCUCAGGAAACCCUAAACACUGUAUCCAUUGCAGGGAGGGGUUUUACAAAUAUGAGUUACAGUGCCAUAAGAGCUGCCCUGAGCGGACCUACGGCCUCGACUCAGACAUGAGCUGUGAGCCCUGCGACAACAACUGUGUGAGCUGUGACGAGACCCAAUGCUACUGGUGUGAGGAUGACCUGUUUCUGUCAGAUGACAAGUGUGUGGAGGAAUGUGAGGCCGGUUUCUACGGUGAUGAGGAGAGUCAGGAGUGUGAGGUGUGCCACCGUGACUGUCGGACGUGCGGCGGGCCGAACUUUGAUGACUGCGACGCGUGUGAAGAAGGCGUGACCCUGGUGGACGGACAGUGUGUGCUUUUGCAGAAGACCUGCUCAGAAACCAGCUUCCUCAAUGACCAGAAUAAUCAAUGUGAAGCCUGCCACCCCAGCUGCAAAACCUGUUCCGACGCAGGAAAGAACAACUGCAACACCUGUGAGGAAGGGUGGUUCCUGACCGCCCGGCAGACCUGCGUGACGACGUGUCCCGAGGGGAGUUUCGGGAAUGCGACGGCGGGGCGGUGUGAGGACUGUCUGCCCGGGUGUGUCCGGUGUGAGGACGGGACGCGAUGCCAGAGGUGUCUGUCGGGACGGAAAAACCAGCUGUUCCUGGAGGAGGGGCGCUGCGUCCCCCAGUGCCACAGGGGGUUCCCGGAGGACGGUGAGUGUGAGAGCUGUGCCCCCCUGUGUGCGUCGUGCGAGGGGACCGCGGCGCACUGCCUGAGCUGCCUGGCCUCGGUCGUGCUGCUGGGUCACGAGUGCAGGGAGAGCUGCCCGCCCGCGUACUUCUCCACCGCCGGGGAGUGCCAGCGCUGCCCCAGCAACUGCGCAGACUGCAACCAGCAGGGCCUGUGUCGAGAAUGUGACGAGUAUUACUUCCUCCAUGAGGACGGUUGCCUGGACGACUGCCCUAAGGGCUACUAUGCGGAUGUGGGGAGGAAGGAGUGUGUGCGCUGUCACUCAGACUGCGCGGAGUGCGACGGGCCGGACGAGGAUGACUGCGACCGCUGCAGAGACGCCGCCGCGGUGCGCUACAACGGCGAGUGUCUGCCCAAGUGCCCCAGCAACACCUACCACGACAUGGACGCCGUGGAGUGCAGAGACUGCGACAGGUCGUGUCUGACCUGCUCUGGGCCUACCGCCGACUCCUGCCUGACCUGUCUGGAGGGAAUGCAGCUGGACGCCCACGGGCGCUGCAUCUUUGAGACCCGGUGCGCUCUGCGCUCCUAUAAGGACCCGCAGGGCGAGUGCCGGCCCUGCCACAGGCUGUGCCACCGCUGCUCGGGGCCCAGCAGAGUGGACUGCCUGAGCUGCAGCAGCCCCUACUUCCUGCUCAAUCACACCUGUGUGGAGCAGUGCCCGGUGGGGUUCUACGAGGACAAGGAGCAGCAGCUCUGCGAACGCUGCCACUUCACCUGCGAGUCGUGCCGCGGCCGGCACAGCGUGGAGUGCCUCACCUGUAAACCCCACCUGCUGAAGCUGGGCCGAGGCUGUGUGGAAACCUGCGGGUCUGGUCACUACGCCAACAUGUCCUCCCACACCUGCCUGCGCUGUGACCCCACCUGUGCGGAGUGCAUGGGCGAGGGGGCUGCCCACUGCCGCACCUGCAGACACAAGUACUUCUACCUCAAGACCCAUGGCCGCUGUUACCCCUCCUGCCCCGACAACUACUACGAAGAAAUCCUCACGGGGACCUGCGAGAGGUGCCAUCCGACCUGCAAGACCUGCACAGGGGGAGGAUCCCUCGUGUGCCAGUCGUGUUACAUGGGCUACACCUUUCUGCACGGCAUCUGUGAGUCGGACUGCAUGAUUGGAGAGUACGCUGCCACAGUGGUAAGAAGGCUCACACAGUGUGAGAACUGUGACCGCUCCUGUGUGGAAUGCAGAGGCCCGGGCCCCUACAACUGCACUGUCUGCCCCGCCCUCGACCUGCUGGCCAAUGACGGCCGCUGCCUGACCUGCUGCGGGGAGGAGGCACGCAAAGACUCCGCCCCCACACCGAUGGACUGCUGCAACUGUACAGAGUCCAGUGAGGAGUGCGUCCUGAGUGCAAACUUCCGCUUCAGGGGGGCGGAGGAGCUGGAGGGAAGCCCCGCCCUCUUCGUCAUCACCUCCAUCAUCCUGCUCCUGAGCCUGGGGGCCGGGGUCUUCUUCUUCCUGCAGAAGCGCUCCAGGGACGGUCCCAAGGUCAAGGCCGGCGGCUACGAGAAGCUGGGCAACAGCGGCGGCGCCAAGGGCUCCGCCCCCUACGACCCCGGGCACUCGGGGGGCUCCGCCCAGUUCCGCCGGGAGCAGCUGGUGGACUACGAGGACCGCGAGGACGACGAGGACGGUGACGAAGACGAGGACAUCGUGUACAUGGGCCAGGACGGGACCGUCUACCGCAAGUUCAAAUACGGGCUCCUGGACGAGGACGAAGAGGAGGAGCUGGAGUACGACGAUGAGAGCUACUCCUUCCGAUAGGAACCACUCCUCCCG
This is a messenger RNA of Conger conger (European conger), 5964 nucleotides long. Its product is annotated as proprotein convertase subtilisin/kexin type 5-like. Gene Ontology annotation, cellular component: Golgi membrane; trans-Golgi network. The transcript has 37 exons. The record is from RefSeq and is a predicted model, not a curated record. Bases 325 to 5949 code for a protein of 1874 amino acids. NCBI's taxonomy places the organism in Eukaryota, Metazoa, Chordata, Actinopteri, Anguilliformes, Congridae. Gene Ontology annotation, biological process: peptide hormone processing. Gene Ontology annotation, molecular function: serine-type endopeptidase activity.